AUGGCUCGGAGCAUGGGCGUGGCCAUCAUUGGCAGCGGCAUAUUAGUGGUCGAUGAACACCUUCCAGCUGUCCAGGCAUGUGAUGAGCUCAGCCUCAAAGCCAUCUACUCUCGGACUUUGAAGUCGGCCCAGGAAGCCUCCAAGGACCUCUCCGGCGUGGACCUUUAUUCCGAAGACUCCGAAAUGUCGUACAGGGAACUAACUCCUCGAACGGGAAGAUGUCGAGGGGGUCAUCAUUGCCCUCGCGAUACCAGCAGCCCCGACCUUCAUCCGCAAGCUCUGGCAGCAGGGAACCACGUCCUCGCGGAGAAGCCUCUUGCCAAAGAUCUCGCAACGGCGCUUGAGCUCUUGGACUGGUGCAAAAAUAACACAGAUCCUAGCAAAGUCUUGUUCGCCGUUGCAGAGAACUUCCGUUUCACUGGCGUUUUCGCCAAGGCAGCAGAGCAAGUGCAGGCUCUCGGCAAGAUCCAGGUCCUCAAUGCAAAGGUACAUUUUCACAUCGCAGACGGGUGGAAGUACACCAACACUGCAUGGCGCCAGAAGCCGGAGUAUCAAGGAGGAUAUCUGCUGGACUUUGGCGUGCACAUGAUGGCCGUCAUUCGUCGACCAGUGGGCAAAGAAGCAAGGGUCAAGCAGAUAUCAGCUUUCACAAGUGCGAUUGCGGCACCCCCUUCCCUCGGCCGAUACCAUGACUGCUAUCCUGCAGCUUGA
Fulvia fulva is the source of this 711-nucleotide messenger RNA. RefSeq lists its product as uncharacterized. Gene Ontology annotation, molecular function: nucleotide binding; oxidoreductase activity. NCBI's taxonomy places the organism in Eukaryota, Fungi, Ascomycota, Dothideomycetes, Mycosphaerellales, Mycosphaerellaceae. Gene Ontology annotation, cellular component: cytoplasm. The transcript has a single exon. Gene Ontology annotation, biological process: NADPH regeneration. The record is from RefSeq and is a predicted model, not a curated record. The coding region runs from base 1 to 711 and encodes 236 amino acids.